Porites lobata is the source of this 3280-nucleotide messenger RNA. NCBI's taxonomy places the organism in Eukaryota, Metazoa, Cnidaria, Anthozoa, Scleractinia, Poritidae. The record is from the annotation of a GenBank genome assembly.
CUGGCACUAAGACAAUAUGAUGAUUUCUUAGUUUACAUCCACUGCCAACAUCAAACUAUCUUAAGUGCAGUCAAGUGUUUUGCUGAAGGCACAGAAUGGCCAUGUGUUAUGGUUGGAAGUGCAUUUGAAGGUUGUUGUCUUCCAAGGAAUUUACACAGAUGGGAAGAGUGUGCAACUCACUUUGAUUUCCUUGUUUGUCUGCCAACACCAAAAGCUGGAGAGUCCACUGGAAACACUUUACAGUAUUUGCAGCAAAAUGGAAGGCCACAUCAAGUAAUCCUGAAACUGUCUGACCCAUCCAUCGUAUUUUCAGAUUACAUUCUCGGUGCCAGUGAUAGUGUGGUGUCAAACUUAAGGGGUUGCUGUCAUUUUCUGCAUGAAUGUAGUGAUGGAUUUUAUCUAAAAAAAAGUUUCAUGGAAACCAUUGAAGGAAAAAUCAAGAAUUCCUUGGGUAAGGUCCUUGCACAGAAACCAGGUGGGAUGGAAAUGGUAGCAAGGGACAGCAAAGAAAAUUGCACAGGCCCCUGCGCAUCUUUGCGUGCCUCAUUUUUCAAGGCCAUCAAUGAAAGAUUAGAUAUGUUGCCUCUAGAUCCAGACACAUGGUCAGGGGAUGCAAUGACAAAUGCUCAAAUGAUGUGGGUCAACCUUACUAACUGGAGCAGCCAGUUUUGGCCCGCUAGAACGUUUAAUGUGUAUCCAGCCUUUCAAUGUGAAUGGCCUGAAGAUGCAAAAAUCAUGUGGCUUGAAAGAGAUAGAUUUUGGCCUAGUGAAGCCAUUGUACAAGAAAUAGCACAGUCUUACUGUUAUCUUCUUCCUUUGUGGAACAAUUAUUCCAGAAAUAACCAUCUGGCAAACAAGGAGAUAAUGGAAUUGCAGAUUACCUUUGGCACAUCAGAGUACUUGUUAUUCUCAGAAACGGGACCAAAGGAGAGGCAGGUUGUGGUGAUUUUAAAAGCUCUAAUUGAAAAGCAUUCACUGAACUUUCAAAUUUUAUCAUCGUUUGUCAUGAAGACAGCCCUUUUCUGGUAUUUACAAUCAAUCCCUCUAAGUCAGAGACAAGGUUUGGGAAGAGGCGAAUUACUUGUGAGACUCCUGGACAAUCUAAUUUGUUUUUUGAAUGAGAAGAACUUACGUCACUUUUUCAUUCCCAGUGUUAACCUACUGGAUAGUUUUGAUUCAGUUGAAAUCAGUAAUGCACUUCGAGAUGUGAAGAAAGUAAGGAGAGACUUGCUUGAUCAUCUGUCUGAGCUCUUUCAGUUGGAGGGCUCGAAAAGACUAAACGAAGAUUUUGUCAAUAAAGUUCUUUCUUUCAUUUGAAGCAAAGUUGUAACGCGAGAGAGUUGAAACGUUAUUCUGUAUUUUUUUUGACAUUAUUUUUGUAUAUUUAUCGUCAAUUUGUAAUCACUCAAAAUAGAAGUCUGUUCUUGAUCCAUUAGCACCCAGAGCAACAACUAGGACAACAACUAGAUUCGGAUAAAAAAUACGUGAAAAGAAACGUAAUGCGUAAUAAUUAUUAUUGGGCUGCCUGUGGCAAAGCCCAAAUAAGUUCUAAGUAGCGCGUUUUUCGAAAAAAGACAAAAUGUCGGAUGCAUAACCAAGCAGGCGUUGUAUGUCCCGUCCCACCCGCAAUGGGACGAUAACUGGGAUAAGGGGGAUAUUCGUUUCAGAUAAAAUCAAACAGACUUGAAACUAUUUAUGAACUAUUUAAUAGGCCACUGUAUCGCGCACCUGGUAGACCAGUGUACCCUAAUUAUGGGGGCCUUGUGUGUUUAUAGACUCAGGUGAAUAUGAUUCGUUACAAUUUCAAAUGAGUAGAUUUAGAUUAAACAUGCUGUUUUAAUCUGUUUACCAAUUCCUUUGCAUUUUUAUAAAAUAGUUUUCCUUGAUAGUUUUCUUACUUACAGUCUUUAAUUUUAUUUUUGUAAUAAUCGCGACUUUUUGCAGGUGUUUUGCAAACCAGAGGACACUACGACAUCUUGAGCUUGAAAAAGCGUUAUUCAAGUAUGACAAUUUUGUCCUGCUCAACAUGACCCAACACAAAUUAAUUUUCGAAGCUGUUAAAGAAGAACGGAUAAUAAGCCAGCUUCGAAGAUGUGUUCUGCCAGUAGGGAGCAUGUUUGAGGGUUCACACAUCGCAGAGUGCCCAAGCGAUGGUGGCAUUUCACAAGAAAUGGAUUUUAUGCUUAUUUUACCGGACGUGACUGCCAGUGAAAGAGACGAUGGAGUUUUGCAGUGUUGUUCAAUAGAAGGGCCCAAUCCCGGCUAUGUCAAUUUGAAAGUGCUGGAUGCUACACGCAUUACGCUGGAGGACACACCCGUUAUGCAGGAUAUAAUUAGGGACCCUAUGGCAAUGUUUUACGAGGUACAUAACGACGAACUGUUUCUUUCACACAAAUUUGUCAGGGUAUUUGAAAGACGAGUAGAAUAUGCAGUGACCAUGGUGAUGGGAACAAAAUUUGCCAGAGGUCUCGAACUUGGCAUGAAGCGGAAAAGUGUCGCUGAUCUUUACCCAGUGAUGACAAUUUUCUUCAAAGAACCGAUUCAUUGUCUUAUCUGGCCUGACUCUACAACUUGGCCUGAUUGUACUUUAGGAGCGCUGUUUGACACGUUAUCGAUUAUCCAAGACCGCCAGCGUGACAUUUCGUGGCAAAAUCAAAUCAUAGACAUCGCUCCUGCCAUAUUAUGCGACAUCCCUGUGAAUGUCAAAAACUCUUGGCUGAAACGAAAAAGGUGGUGGCCUUGCCAAAGUAUAGUAGAAAAAAUCUCAACUCUCUCAUGUUACCUGCUUGCCAAGCCACACCCGUUUACCUCAAACAAGCUUUUAGAGUGGCGAUUUAGCUUUAGCUCAGCGGAGUUGCUUCUCAGUUCGGCUAUAAAACCUUGGGAAAAGCAGUGUCUUAUGGUUCUUAAAGCACUGAGAAGAAAAUACCUACAAGAACCAAAGGUUAUUGCGUCUUACCAUUUAAAAACUGUCCUUUUCCAUGUAUUAGAGUCCAUGCCUCGUCGUAAAAGAGAAUCUCUGAGCCGAGGUGUCUUCCUGGAGAAACUUCUGGAUCAAAUUAUUUACUGUGUAAAGAGCAAAAACUUGCCCAACUUUUUUAUCCCAGAAAAUAACAUGGUCCGCCACUGCGAAGAUGCCGAUCUUUCCACAGUCCUUUUAAAGCUUCAAGACAUGAAAGAAAAUUUGCUGACUUACCUUACAGAGGACUUGUUCACAACAUCUGUUACAGAGGAAAGAGAAGAGGGAGAAUUCCAAGAAACAUACUGGGGAGUUAUAUAA